AUGGCCAGCGAAGCCCAAUUCGACGCAGCCUUAGACCUCCUCCGCCGCCUCCCACCCACAUCCAUCCCCCAGCAUCUCACCAACAUAACGGCCCUAGUCCCCUCACUGACGGAGGACCUGCUCUCGUCCGUGGACCAGCCGCUCUCGGCCCAACGCUGCCCCUCCACGGGCCGCGACUACCUCCUAUGCGACUACAACCGCGAUGGCGACAGCUACCGGUCCCCCUGGAGCAACGAGUUCUCCCCGCCACUAGACGACGCCACGUACCCCUCGGAUCGCGUGCGGAAGAUGGAGGUCGAAGCCAACACCGCCUUCGAGGUCUACAGGCAGAUGUACUACGAAGGUGGGGUAGGGAGCGUGUACCUGUGGGACUUGGACGACGGGUUCGCCGGCGUGGUGCUGCUCAAGAAGAAGGAAGGCAAGGACGCCGGGUGGGAUAGUAUCCACGUGUUUGAGGUGGAUGAGCGGCGCGGCGGCGCCACGAGUUCCAAGACGUGCCAUUAUAAACUGACGAGUACGGUCAUCUUGCAUCUGGGCCGCGAGAGCGAGAGUCUCGGCCAGUUGACGCUGGCCGGGAGUAUGACGAGGCAGGUCGAGGCCGACUUGGUGGUCGAGAGUGUGGGUGCUAAUGGCAAGGAUGGUGGACAUGUCGUCAAUGCGGGACGGUUGAUCGAGGACAUGGAGGGCAAGAUGAGGAACAUGCUGCAGGAGGUAUACUUUGGCAAGGCCAAGGACGUGGUAGGUGACCUGAGAAGCGUGGCCAGUUUGACGGGCGUCAAUCGGGAUAGACAGGCGCAACGGGACGUUAUCAGCAGUAUGGGAGGGAAAUGA
Cladophialophora yegresii CBS 114405 is the source of this 831-nucleotide messenger RNA. RefSeq names its product F-actin-capping protein subunit beta. Gene Ontology annotation, biological process: actin cytoskeleton organization; cell morphogenesis; barbed-end actin filament capping. The record is from RefSeq and is a predicted model, not a curated record. Gene Ontology annotation, cellular component: actin cortical patch; cytoplasm; F-actin capping protein complex. The transcript has 2 exons. Gene Ontology annotation, molecular function: actin filament binding. The coding region runs from base 1 to 831 and encodes 276 amino acids. Lineage: Eukaryota; Fungi; Ascomycota; Eurotiomycetes; Chaetothyriales; Herpotrichiellaceae.